UGCGGUGCAGCGGGUCGGUAGGCGGGAAAUGGCGACUGAGCGCUGAGCGCCGAGCGCCCGGAGCGCGGACCCGCCGCCGCCGCCAGCGCCCUCCGCCCGCCCGCCCGCCCGCAGCGCGGCCCCGCGGCGCCGCUCCCCGGCCCCCGCUCCCGCAGCUUUCCAUGUGGUACCCAUGAAGAUGAGGCUGAGGACACGGAAGGCCUCCCAGCAGUCCAACCAGCUCCACACGCAGCGGGCGCUGCGGGCCAAGCGGAAACACUCGGAGGUGGAGGAGCCCUUACCUGGCGGCGGGGGAAAACCACCCAAAAAUGAGACAGGCCUCUUGUCUUCGAUCAAAAAGUUCAUUAAAGGAAGCACACCCAAGGAAGAAAGAGAAAACCCCACCAAGAGGAGUCGGAUCGAGCGGGACAUCGAUAACAACUUGAUCACGUCCACGCCGCAGACGGGCGAGAAGCCGCACAAGCAGCUCUCGCGGGUGCGGCGGAAAAGUCAGCUCAACGGAGAAGCUGGAAGUUAUGAGAUGACAAACCAACACGUAAAGCAAAAUGGAAAAUUGGAAGAUAAUCCUACCACAGGCAGUCCCCCACGAACAACGUUACUGGGAACCAUAUUUUCUCCUGUUUUCAAUUUUUUUUCACCAGCAAAUAAAAAUGGAACGUCGGGCUCCGACUCGCCGGGCCAGGCCGUGGAGGCCGAGGAGAUCGUGAAGCAGCUGGACAUGGAGCAGGUGGACGAGAUCACCACGAGCACGGCUACGUCCGCCAACGGCGCCGCCUUCCCCGGCCAGCCCGGCCAGGCCCGCGCCGUCAACAACGGCCUGGGGGACCCCGAGGAGCCGGGGGACCGCGACCUGCCCCCGCUCACGGCACCAGUAUCUCCAGACAGUGGCUACUCAUCAGCUCAUGCAGAAGCCACCUAUGAAGAGGACUGGGAAGUCUUUGAUCCAUACUAUUUCAUCAAACAUGUCCCCCCACUAACAGAAGAGCAGCUGAACAGGAAGCCAGCUCUCCCACUGAAAACCAGAAGCACACCAGAGUUCUCAUUAGUUCUAGACUUGGAUGAAACAUUAGUGCACUGUAGUCUAAAUGAAUUAGAAGAUGCUGCACUCACUUUUCCAGUUCUUUUUCAAGAUGUCAUUUACCAGGUGUACGUCCGGCUACGGCCGUUCUUCCGCGAGUUCCUGGAGCGGAUGUCUCAGAUCUACGAGAUCAUUCUGUUCACUGCCUCUAAGAAGGUGUAUGCAGACAAGUUACUGAACAUCCUGGACCCCAAGAAGCAGCUGGUCAGGCACCGACUCUUCCGUGAGCAUUGUGUGUGUGUGCAAGGGAAUUACAUCAAGGAUUUGAACAUCCUGGGCAGAGACCUCUCCAAAACCAUCAUCAUCGACAAUUCACCGCAAGCCUUUGCCUACCAGCUUUCCAAUGGAAUUCCUAUAGAAAGCUGGUUCAUGGAUAAAAAUGAUAAUGAACUCCUAAAGUUGAUUCCAUUUCUGGAGAAACUCGUAGAGCUGAACGAAGACGUCCGACCUCACAUCAGAGACAGAUUUCGCUUGCAUGAUUUGCUACCGCCCGAUUAAAGCCUUUGCUCUCACUGCCGAGGGGAGGAAAUGCAGGACCCUGUUGGACUGAUACAAAACAUUGCCAUUACUGUUGAAAUUUUGCAUUUUUGUACCCCGUCUUGCUUUUCUUAUCUUUGGUGCCCAACAAUGAUCAAGGGUUACAGGAAGAGACUUUCUACACCUGAGGUUGCCGCCAUCAGUACAAUCCAGUACCCGCAGUAGGGAGGCUAGAACAGAAAAGUCUUUAGAACUAGUGCGACUCCAAGGAAACUUUUUAUGUACAGGACAUCUGCAGUUUAUAAAGAAAAUUCUGUUUCUGCCACCAGCAGUUUGACCUGUAGAAACACAGGAUUUUAUGAUACAACAGAGAUUGAAAACGGACUCGGAUUUUCUCUCUGUUCGGUGCUCUAAGUGGGUUUGUAGCCACUUUUCUGUUACUUUUAAGAUUCUCAUUUCAACAGGAAUGGCCAGUAAAAGUUGUUUUAUUUUUCCUGUUAAGGUUUAUAACCUUUUUACAUUUUUGACCUGUAUUAGAUUAGAAUUUCAUUAUGCAUUCCUUUUAGUUGAGGCGCUUCAUAGUUUUUCUGGAAAUAGCCAAAUUUUGUUAGUUUUUUAUUAAACAGUUGGCUGGCCGUUUCCCUGCUUUGUCUGCCUGCAUCCUGUAUAUUUGUUUAAAAAUAUUCUCUAGUUUUAGCCCACGUAAGUUUCAUUUAGAAAGAAAAAAAACAAAAAAAACCCAACCAACCCCAACCCUGCAUUUAUAUUUUCUGUCUGUAAUAUUUUACUGUAGUCAAAACCUUUUCCAAAAUCAAGAGACUGGCUAGAUAAGACGAAGAUAAGAGUUACUAAUCCCCGGAGUAUCCCAAACCAUUGCGAUGGCACGUCCUCUGCACAGAGCACACCUGGCAGUGGCACCACGAUGGACAAGGAAUACCUCACCCUCUGCUGUGCCCUGGGGCAGGACGAGGUCACCUGGCAGGUGUGGGGAGGCUGCUCCUGCUGCUGCCCGGGCUGCUCCUGCUGCUGCCCGGGCUGCUCCUGCUGCUGCCCGGGCUGCUCCUGCUGCUGCCCGGGCUGCUCCUGCUGCCCGUGUGCCCAGGCUGCCCCGGGCAGGGCUCCGGGCAGGGCUCCGGGCUCCCUGACACUCCUGCUCCUGCUCAGCCUCUGCCAUCGCAGUGGUUUCCGAGGGAACAGCCCCGGCCGUGGCUCCUGAUGCACGAGGUGAUGUUUGUGCAGCCCUGGGGCCGCAGGCAUUUGUGGAAGGGAGAAUUGGUGCGAGUUAGGAAGCUCUGCCUCUCGACUGCAUUACCACGCCACAGGCUCGGACUGGUUUUGUGUAAAAGAUGUCACAGAACGGCACUUUUUCUAAAGAGAAGUUUGCUAUUUUGUAUGCUUGAUAAGAAAGUACAGUAUUGGAAAUUAAAGGUGGACAGCUGAUAAUUGAGAAGUAUGUCAAUUAAUUUUUUAUGUAUAUUACCUGUUUACUUGUACAAUUUUAUUGUACAAAUUACAUGCAGCUUCAUUUUCAAAUGAGUCCUUAAAAUAAGGAAAAUCUUUUUAGCAAAACAUUUAAUUUUUGUAUUUUUGAUUUUAAAAGGCAUGAGUUAUGUCAACUUUUUCCAGUGUAUUAAUGAAGAUUUUAACUUUUCAUCAGGUUGAGUGUUUUCUUACUAUAUUAUCUGUUGUGUAUGUAGCUAGCACAUGGUGUCACUGAACUGUUAAAACUUAGCAUGUAGAGCAAGCCUGUUUUGUGGAAAAUCCUUAUUCAUUAAAAACAAAAUCAUCAUGGCAGAUUUUCUGCAAAAAAGUGAAAACAUUUGCAAUUCAGAAUACUGAUUUUUUUUGUAUUUAAAGAAAGGUAUUUUGCUUGCAGGAAAGAAAUACUACAGAUUCAUUUUAAUGAGAAUCUUUUAAAUGUAUUUAUCUUUAGGGCAUCUGGGCAUCUUUACGCUGUUUGUCUUAUGUCUUUAUUGAAAUAAAAUGUACAGAACAUUACUUUA
This is a messenger RNA of Prinia subflava (tawny-flanked prinia), 3558 nucleotides long. RefSeq names its product CTD small phosphatase like 2 (gene CTDSPL2). The coding region runs from base 173 to 1576 and encodes 467 amino acids. The transcript is spliced from 13 exons. Gene Ontology annotation, molecular function: phosphoprotein phosphatase activity. NCBI's taxonomy places the organism in Eukaryota, Metazoa, Chordata, Aves, Passeriformes, Cisticolidae. The record is from RefSeq and is a predicted model, not a curated record.